AGUGUAUGUGAAUUGUGCCUCCUAUGAUAGUUGUGGAUGAACAUACAGAAAUAUUAUGAUGACGGAUUUUAUAUAUAAUUUACGUUCUGUAACGCCAUGAUUGUAGAAAUAUUGGUAUUCUGCUGCAUUGUAACGGCCAUAGCAUCACCCAAGGAACCAGCGAAAUGUCUCACCGGUUACAUGACAGACGUACAGUCAUGGGUCGACGAAUAUGGGGCUUUGACAGUGGAUGAUAACGAAUUGGACCGUUCAAUUGAUCUGUCCACGAACACUAAUGUUGUGUUGCUGCUACAGAAGAAUCUCCAGUCGAUGCAAAGGUCCAACGUCAACAUACGCUACCUCAGCCUGGCCAGAUGCAACCUUGAAAGGGUGCCACCGAUAUUUGAUCAUCAGGACUUAAAUGGGAGUCCAUUGCGUCACACAGUGGAAUAUUUGACUCUUUAUGGGAAUAAUUUCAAGGACAUCAGUUCCCCUGGAGUACAGUAUGACAUUAUGCUUAAUGCUACAGAUAUAGUAGAAACUAACAUAGAGUUCGCAAAAUUUGGAGAAAAGUCUCUAUGGUCUACUGGAUUUCAAUACACGCAUUUCUCAGUUUUGCGUGAGCUGGAUCUACGCGCGUGUUCAAUAGAAAUUAUUAAUGGUUUAAUUUUCAAUGGAAUGCCUAAUUUAGAAGCCUUAUAUUUGGGUGAAAAUAAUAUAAAAUUUAUCCAUGACAAAGCAUUUAUUGGUCUCGGUAACUUGAUACAUUUGGAUCUUAGUAUGAACAAAGCUUACGACAAAAAUGGUGGUCAAACAUCUGUUGUAUUGGAGUCAGCAGAUUUAUUCGCAAGAAUGACGAAACUGAGAUCACUUGACUUAUCUUUUACGGAGUUGGGCAGAAAUGUGCGAGUACUGACUGGAUUGGGGAAAAACUUCCAAAGACUCUCAUUAUGUAGAAGUAAAGUCAGAAACGUUCCCGAAAAAGCUUUGAGUAAGACUUCUGUAAAAUAUUUAGACCUGUCGGGAAACUAUGGAAUAUUAGAUAACACUAAUAUUUUGGCGGGUUUAGAAGACACCCUAGAAGUUUUAUACGCAAAUGAAAUAGGAUUUGAAAAUUUUCAUUAUUUCUACAAUUUUAGAAAACUUGAAGUAUUGAAAUUGGUGAACAACGAAGUAAUGGUAAUUACAGCAAGAGUGGUCGCUUCGUUGACCAGUUUAAAGAUUUUAGACUUAGAGAGAAACAGAUUUGCUUCUUGGAUAGCACCCAUUUUCUCCACUAUGCCGCAUUUGCGGUUUUUGUCUUUGAAAGAUAAUAAUUUAAAUUUAAUCUCAGAGGAAAUGCUAGAUGACAUUGCUACUAUAUCUUUCGUAUCGUUAUCUGGGAAUCAUGUAGUGUGUAACUGUCAUUCAAGGGAACUUAUCGACCUGGCGGCAAGAAAUGAUAAUGAACAGAUUCAAACAGCAAUAGAAUUAUCAACACAGACCACUGAAGACACUCUAAAAGCGGCUAAUUAUCAUAUAGCUGAUAGCGAAUUCAACAGAAUAAUAGAAUUAAGAGUGAACAUUUCGAAACUGUGUGACAAGGAGAAAUGUAAGAAGAAUUAUGAAGAUAGAAACCAUAAAUUCUUAAUAAUAGAUUAUGAUUUAUACUCGUAUGCCUGUUUUCAUGAGUAUAAGAAUACAUAUAUGAGUUUUAUCAGUGUGAAAACAUGUAUAGAUUGGCAGCGUGGGUUACCAAAAAAUUACCUCAAUAACGGCGCUAACAUGCUGCUGUUAUUGAUACUACCAACAAUCUUAUUACCAUUAUUAUUAAUAAUAUUUAUAUGCAGAAGAAGAUUUGGUUAUUUCUUUAUAACUAUGAGGAAUUCAGCCACGUUGAGUUUGAUAUCGAAAACCGAUAUUAAUGAAGAUGGAAAGAUAUAUACUUAUGACGUCUUCGUAUCCUAUUGCAACGAUGACAGAGCCUGGAUGCUGGAUUAUCUAUUGCCUCAUUUGGAAACCGAGUGUAGUGUCAGUGUAUGCUUACAUGAGAGAGAUUUCCAGGUGGGCCUCUCAAUUCUAGAAAAUAUAGUUUCAUGUAUGGACCGUUCUAGGACUAUAAUGUUGGUACUUUCUAAGCAGUUCCUGCGAAGCCAAUGGUGUCAGUUCGAGAUGCAUUUGGCACAGCACAGACUGUUGGAGACGCGCCGAGAAGAUCUGCUCUUAGUGUUACUAGAAGAAAUCCCGAGGGGCCUGCGCCCGACCACAUUACACUAUUUAAUGUUAACGAAAACCUACAUCGUAUGGCCAAAGGCGACAUCGGAACAAGCGGUAUUUUGGAAGAGAUUGAAAAAGAGCUUGGUGGUGCAGCAACGCAAUAAGAAUAGUACUUUGGCUUGAUCAUUGCCUUACCGAGCACAUUCACUUUUGACAAUCAAUAAAACCUGCCAUUAUAACCUUGCAUUGCAAGCUGAACAUAGCUUAUGCAUGGUAUGGAGACUUUGUGUAAACUCGUCUGUGUGAGUUCUCUGUUUCACUUAUUUCUCACUUAAUGGUUUUAUAUUAUUUUGUAUAAUUCCACUACCACUACUAUCUGUGGGACUACAAAUAUUAAGUAUUGAAACUUGACCUCUGCCACUGGAAGCUUUAUAACUUUCUCUACUAGAUCAAAUUCUAAUAAUUAUUGAAUCUACACCCAAAUUGCGACACGUGUUCUCCAAACGAGGCAUCAUCAGGUAAUGA
Achroia grisella is the source of this 2700-nucleotide messenger RNA. Its product is annotated as toll-like receptor 13. The record is from RefSeq and is a predicted model, not a curated record. The transcript has 8 exons. Gene Ontology annotation, molecular function: transmembrane signaling receptor activity; protein binding. Gene Ontology annotation, biological process: toll-like receptor signaling pathway; inflammatory response; immune response. NCBI's taxonomy places the organism in Eukaryota, Metazoa, Arthropoda, Insecta, Lepidoptera, Pyralidae. The coding region runs from base 97 to 2358 and encodes 753 amino acids. Gene Ontology annotation, cellular component: membrane.